Molecule: messenger RNA, 1763 nt
Organism: Arabidopsis thaliana (thale cress)
Lineage: Eukaryota; Viridiplantae; Streptophyta; Magnoliopsida; Brassicales; Brassicaceae
Gene: ICDH
Product: isocitrate dehydrogenase
Exons: 14
Coding region: 128-1021 (297 amino acids)
Biological process (GO): isocitrate metabolic process
Cellular component (GO): peroxisome
Molecular function (GO): magnesium ion binding; isocitrate dehydrogenase (NADP+) activity; oxidoreductase activity, acting on the CH-OH group of donors, NAD or NADP as acceptor
Source: RefSeq, marked reviewed
UUUUGGAAGAGUGUGGCCCAACAUAGAGAUAUAGAGCUGUUAUCGUCUGUCUUUCAUGGCGGAGCAGAGGUGAUCGUUUCACUAUUCAAUUUCACUCGUCGAUCAUUACCAACCUCUGCGGGCAAAGAUGGAAUUCGAGAAGAUCAAGGUGAUCAAUCCCGUUGUUGAAAUGGAUGGAGACGAAAUGACUCGAGUUAUCUGGAAAUUCAUCAAAGACAAGCUUAUUUUCCCUUUCCUGGAGCUGGAUAUCAAAUACUUUGAUCUUGGACUGCCUAACCGCGAUUUCACUGAUGAUAAGGUUACUAUAGAGACUGCUGAAGCUACUUUAAAGUAUAAUGUGGCUAUUAAGUGUGCGACGAUUACUCCGGAUGAAGCUCGUGUUAGGGAGUUCGGCUUAAAGAAAAUGUGGAGGAGUCCUAAUGGAACUAUAAGGAACAUUUUAAACGGCACAGUUUUCAGGGAACCUAUCAUUUGCAGAAACAUCCCUCGUCUUGUUCCAGGAUGGACGAAGCCAAUCUGUAUUGGAAGGCAUGCUUUUGGUGAUCAGUAUAGAGCCACUGAUCUCAUUGUCAAUGAACCAGGAAAACUGAAACUAGUUUUUGAGCCAAGUGGAUCUUCUCAGAAAACAGAAUUCGAAGUCUUCAAUUUCACCGGUGGAGGUGUUGCUUUAGCCAUGUAUAACACUGAUGAGUCUAUUCGUGCAUUUGCUGAGUCCUCGAUGUACACAGCUUACCAGAAAAAGUGGCCACUUUACCUCUCCACAAAAAACACCAUCCUCAAAAUAUAUGAUGGAAGAUUCAAGGAUAUAUUCCAAGAAGUUUAUGAAGCUAACUGGAGAUCCAAGUAUGAAGCAGCAGGGAUAUGGUAUGAGCAUCGUUUGAUAGAUGAUAUGGUUGCAUAUGCCAUGAAAAGUGAAGGGGGUUACGUCUGGGCAUGCAAGAAUUACGAUGGAGAUGUACAGAGCGAUUUCUUAGCCCAAGGAUAUGGAUCUCUGGGAAUGAUGACUUCGGUGUUGGUAUGAAAUGACGCGGGCCUCAGCCAAAGUUUUUGGUCUUUAUCAUGAUAACAUGUUUCCUGCGCAUCAUUAUAUUUUAUGUAUUAAAUUUGAGAUAUAUUACAGGUUUGUCCAGAUGGAAAGACCAUUGAAGCAGAAGCAGCUCAUGGCACAGUUACACGCCACUACAGAGUUCACCAGAAAGGUGGUGAAACAAGCACCAACAGCAUAGCCUCUAUUUUUGCUUGGUCCAGAGGCCUUGCCCACAGGGCAAAGCUGGACAGCAAUGCCGCACUCUUGAGCUAUACUGAGAAACUAGAAGCAGCUUGCAUGGGGACGGUGGAGUCUGGCAAAAUGACCAAGGAUCUAGCUCUUCUGAUCCACGGAGCCAAGGUUAGGAGGGAUCAGUAUGUGAAUACGGAAGAGUUCAUUGAUGCGGUGGCAUGGGAGUUAAAAAGAAGAUUGUUAGGCAACAACUCCAGGUUGUGAGAAGAAAGAAUGGAAAUCUGAAAAGCAAAGAGUCUCAGCAGCGUGAUGUUUGAUUUGAUGCUCUUUCAUAGGUGUAGAACUUAAAGCCUGAAAAGGGGCUAUUGCAUGAAUAAAAGGAGAUAGACUAAUUGGGUAAUUUAUUGAGGAACUCAGAUUUCCCAAAGCCGAGACUCACUCCUCAUUGAUUCGUUAAAAAUUGAAUCUUUUUAGCCCUUCUUUCUCUGUAUAAUCUCUGUUGUAAAAGCUACCAAUCAACAGAAAUGGCUACGUUCUCGUUGUC